This is a messenger RNA of Cannabis sativa, 2104 nucleotides long. RefSeq names its product lecithin-cholesterol acyltransferase-like 4. The transcript has 11 exons. Gene Ontology annotation, biological process: lipid metabolic process. Lineage: Eukaryota; Viridiplantae; Streptophyta; Magnoliopsida; Rosales; Cannabaceae. The coding region runs from base 245 to 1855 and encodes 536 amino acids. Gene Ontology annotation, molecular function: glycerophospholipase activity. The record is from RefSeq and is a predicted model, not a curated record.
UCGUAAAGUUAUUUUCUAGUUUUUUUUUCAUUAAUUGUACUCUGCUACCUUUUACGCCUUCUCUGUCUCUUAUCGUCCACGUCAUCAUCAUCAUCUUCAUAAUUAUCAUUCUUUUCUCCACGCAAUUCCUCACUCCUGUCAAUUCCAGCCCCAAUUCUUGGCAAUCAAACAUCUGAUUUUGGAGUUUUCUUCCCCGGUUGCAGCUUUAACCACAAUCCAGGGUUUUGGUUUUGGUGGUGUUAAUAUGGCGUCGCUUUUGGAGGAGAUUCUGGAAUCUGUGGAGAUGUGGUUGAAGCUGAUCAAGAAGCCCCAGCCUUACGUUGACCCGACCCUUGACCCGGUCCUUUUGGUGCCUGGUAUCGCGGGUUCGAUACUGAAGGCUGUUGAUGAUGAAAAUGGUAAAGAGGAGCGGGUUUGGGUUAGGAUUCUCGCUGCUGAUUAUAAGUGCCGGACUAAGCUUUGGUCUCGCUUCGAUCCUACUACGGGCAGAACUGUGUCUUUAGAUCAGAAAACAAGUUUAGUGGUUCCUGAAGACAGACAUGGUCUCUAUGCAAUCGAUGUUUUGGACCCUGACAUGAUUAUUGGACGUGAGUGCGUCUAUUAUUUCCAUGAUAUGAUUGUUGAAAUGAUAAACUGGGGUUUCCAAGAAGGGAAAACACUUUUUGGAUUCGGUUAUGAUUUUCGCCAAAGCAAUAGAUUGCAGGAGACAUUGGAUCGUUUCAGCGCAAAACUAGAGUCAAUAUAUAAUGCUUCUGGAGGAAAAAAGAUUAAUGUCAUAAGCCAUUCAAUGGGGGGUCUUCUUGUGAAAUGUUUCAUGAGCCUGCAUGCUGAUGUUUUUGAAAAGUAUGUAAAGAAUUGGAUUGCGAUAGCUGCACCAUUCCAAGGUGCACCUGGGUAUGUUGCCUCUACCUUUCUCAAUGGAAUGUCAUUUGUUGAAGGAUGGGAACAGAAUUUUUUUAUAUCAAAAUGGAGCAUGCACCAGCUGUUGAUUGAAUGUCCAUCCGUUUACGAAUUGAUGGCGUGUCUUGAUUUUGAUUGGGAACACAUUCCUUUGUUAGAAGUCUGGCGAGAGAAGCUUGUUGAUGGGAACUCUCAUGUAGUCUUGGAGUCUUAUUCCCCGAUAGAGAGUGUAGAAAUUUUUGAGAAAGCUCUUACAAGUAACACGGUCAAUCACGAAGGUGAAAUUAUUCCCUUGCCAUUCAACUUGGAGAUCUUGAAAUGGGCUAAUGAAACACGAAAGAUCCUUUCUCGUGCCAAAGUUCCAUCUCAAGUCAAAUUCUUCAACAUAUAUGGGACCAGUCUGGAUACACCUCACAGUGUGUGCUAUGGUAAUGGGCAAACACCUGUAAAAGAUCUUCAAGAACUAAGAUAUUUCCAGCCAACGUACAUUUGCGUUGAUGGUGAUGGGACGGUACCAGUGGAAUCGGCGAAGGCUGAUGGGCUUAAUGCAGAAGCUAGAAUUGGCAUUCCUGGCGAGCAUCGAGGAAUCCUCUGUGACCAUCACGUAUUUCGGAUUUUAAAGCACUGGCUGAAGGCAGAUCACGAUCCUUUCUACAACCCUCUAAAUGAUUAUGUGAUUCUACCAACUGCUUUCGAAGUGGAAAGUCACAAAGAAAAGGGCUUGCAAGUGACAUCGCUGAAAGAAGAGUGGGAGAUCAUCUCAGAGGACACAGAUGGUCAAGAUGAUGUGGCUACUAAAAAGCCUUUAGUGAGCUCUAUAACAGUUUCUCAGAAUGGAGGCAACAAUCAAUUCUCUUCUCGAGCUGAGGCCCGUGCAACUAUUGUUCUGCACCCUCAGAAUGACGGCAAACAGCACGUAGAAUUGAAUGCCGUAAGUGUCUCAGUUGAUGCUUAAAUCGAUUCCAUUUGAAUUUCUGUAUAUACAACUUUCUGUAACAGUGCUCAUGGAUUUAAUAUUCCAUUGUAAGAUAUGCCGCCAAAACAUGUUACUCAAAAUAUGUUCGCGCCUUCAGGGACUGUAUUAUUCUGUUUCCUUUUUCCAAUAUUAAAGAAAAGGAAAAAAGAUCUACCAUGACUCUGGCUAAGACCUCGUGUAUAAUUCUAAAAAUUUCGAAUCCUGUGAAAAAAUAAUUAUUUUUAAAAA